CACACACUCUCUCUUUCUCUCUAUAUGUUCCCUCCCUCUAAAAAAUAUAAAAAUUCAGAGCGAAAAAUUUUCUAAAAUUGCAGUUCGUGUGUGAAAAGAUUGAAAGGGGUUUUCCAGAAUCCCGAGGAGGAAUCUUGCUUCGAUUCAAAUCUGAGAGAAAGAGAAAGAACAAUACUUGUUGUAGUUGAUGUGUUUUGUUGUGGAUGAUUCUUGAAUCGAAUCGUUUCUGAGAGAGAACCUGAGAGUAUAGAGAGAGAAAGGGGAAGUGAGGUUGUGUAAAGUUAGAGUUUUUGUUGGGGUUUGUUGUGAAGAAAGAAAAGAAGAAGAAGAAGAAGAAGAAGAUGACGGAUGUGAUACUGCAUAUAUACGAUGUGACGAAUAGUGGAUCGGAGAAGACGAACAGCACCAUUGUUCAGAUCAACAAGAUCUUCAAGGACGGGAUUGGUCUCGGUGGCAUCUUCCACAGCGCCGUUCAGGUUUAUGGUGAAGAUGAAUGGUCAUUUGGAUUCUGUGAGCAAGGUACUGGAGUUUUUAGUUGCCCUUCUGGAAAAAAUCCAAUGUACACAUACCGAGAAUUUAUUGUUCUAGGGAAAACAAGCUGUUCCAUUUUCAAGGUAAAUCAAAUAUUAAGAGAACUCAGUAGAGAGUGGCCUGGGUGUUCGUACGAUCUAUUGGCCAAGAACUGCAACCACUUCUGCGAUGAAUUCUGUGAGAGGCUUGGUGUUCCAAAACUUCCAGGUUGGGUUAAUAGGUUUGCGAAUGCUGGUGACACUGCUAUGGAAGUGGCUGGAAAUACAGCAAUACGUUUGAGGCAAGCCAAGACAGAGGUUGUAUCGGCAAGCAAAGUAGCAUUACGGUUCCUUGUAGGUCUUACCAAUAAUGUCAGAAAUGGUGCUCCACCAGAGUCCCCUAAUUCAAACAGAGGAGGAGCAUCAGCAUCACCUAGAUUUCAAGCUUCUUGGUUGAAAAAUAUGAUUACCACUGGUGCAAAACCAUCUACUAGUUCAGAAGCUGAGAAUGAGAACGGGGUUGAGCCUCGACGACCACCGACGCAUGAAGAUGACAAGGCACUGCUACGGAGUUCAUCUUCACAUGAUUCUUGAGUGUGUGUGUGUGUGUGAAAGGCUCAAAGCAAUAGCUGUGAAUUGUAACUGUAAGUCAGAAAAGGGAAACAACAUAUUACAUGUUAUUCAUUGUGUAUCAAAUGUAAAAUUUUCGGUUUCUUGUUCAACUCAAAUCUUCUAUUGGUGCCCUCUUAAGACACUGUUCAUCUAAAGGGGGUUAUGAUAUUUUCUUC
Molecule: messenger RNA, 1297 nt
Organism: Arachis duranensis
Lineage: Eukaryota; Viridiplantae; Streptophyta; Magnoliopsida; Fabales; Fabaceae
Product: deSI-like protein At4g17486
Exons: 4
Coding region: 342-1103 (253 amino acids)
Biological process (GO): protein deubiquitination
Molecular function (GO): deubiquitinase activity
Source: RefSeq, a predicted model, not a curated record